CUUCUGUAGCUCAGUUGGUAGAGCAUGGUGCUUGUAACGCCAGGGUAGUGGGUUCGAUUCAUGCACACAUGACUGUAAGUCGCUUUGGAUAAAAGCGUCAGCUAAAUGGCAUAUAUUAUUAUAUUAUUAUUAUUAUAUUAUCCAAAGCCUCGUCUCAGAGUCGGACCAACACUUAACCCACACAGCAGAGACUCAGGUAGGACCCUUCAUUUAUUAAACUAUUGUGUCUUUAUUGUGAGAGCUCUGGUAAGACUUCCAAAGUAUUCAUUACAGACGGCACAUGAACUUGAAACUUACUAGUGAACACAGUACAUUGGCAUCUCUAAUACUUUGACGGAUACAGUACCGUGACAGCUUUCUUGUUUCCAUAACAGGUCUGGCAGCAGGACAUAUGGAGGAGCCCUUAUGCUUACGUACCAACCCCGUCCAAAGACUUCCUCCCCCUAACAAGCCCCUCCCAACUUUAAAAAUAAACAGUAUUGUUCAGAGAAUGGUCCACAUGAACACUGAGAACAGAAGCAGUGGAUCCAUGGUUGUCAUUGACACUGAGGGCUCAGGAGAGGAUUUGCAUUAUACACAGCUUCCAAAAGGCAGCCAGGAGAGGCUGAACACUGCUGUGACAGACAAGCUGAAAGCAAACUGCAGAGAGAAAAACGGUUUAUUGGAAACCUUGUGGCAGGAACGCAAACUGGUGCAAGAGAGCGGAAUACUGCCGUACCUCAACAAGCAAGAGCUGCUGCUACAGGAGAGUAUGUAUGAGGUGGUGACGACAGAGCAGUCCUACGUGGAGAGGCUGGGUGUCGCUGUGAACCAUUUCAUGAAGUCAUCUACCCUGCGUCUAGCCCUGUCACCCAGAGACCACAAGUCCCUUUUCUCUAGUAUUGCCAAGAUCAGGGAGAUUAGCCAGAAAUUUUUAGAUGCGAUGAAGGAGGAGCUGGAGUCUAACCUGCUAUGUGACAUGUUGUGUGAUGUCAUCCAUCGCCACACCAGCAGCCACUUCGGUGCCUAUGUGGACUACAUCCGUAACAUGCGUUACCAGGAACAGACCAUGCACAACCUGGGGAGGGAGAACCCCCAGAUCAUGGAAAUAUUACGGGAGCUACAAGAUGACCAACGCUGUUAUCGUCUGCCCCUGAAGUCCUUCCUGGUCCUUCCCUUUCAGAGGAUCACACGACUCAAGAUCCUCAUAGAGAACAUUUUGAAGAGUACAGAGCGGGGUUCAGAGAGGCAGGUGUCUGCAGAGAAAGCACUGAGAGCACUCAUAAAGGUAGUUGAGGCCUGCAAUAGGGAGGUGGGGAGGAUGAAGAUGAUGGAGGAAAUUGUUCACAUCGCCAACAAAACUGAGUUUGAAUGCAAGGUGAAAAAAAAAUGCUAAAUUUCCUCUUCAAUGACCUACUGCUGGUGACCACUAGGAAAGGGUCUGUGGGGAUGCAUCAUCUUACACUUACUAUACAGUCCUAGUAUAGUAGUCUGCGUUUCAGUCUCAAGUUACCAUACACUGACUGUUAUGAUGUUGGUGUGCCUGAUAACAACAUUUAAAUUGAAUCUUAGCAUGGAUCGGUUUGUGGUGCGGGAUCAUGUUCACCGUUCCCCGAUAGAGGUGAGUGAAGGACAGGAGGAGAAGGAGGAUUUGGUGUGUGCUUCAUGGGAGAGGAUGUUCUGCCUCGCUCUGCUGAAGAACCAGAGGGGAACCACAUCUCAGUUCCUGCUGCAGGCCUCCACACAGUAAGUUUACCACAUGUCCUAAAGAUCAGCAAAAUCACAUAUUAGUUCCUGCUUCAGCCACCUCGUAGUGAGUUAGUUUACACAUCCUAGAUCAGACCACUGAAGCAUGUAACCACACAGAAUAUGUAUAUCUAUAGGAUCAGACAGGCAGUACUACUACACUAGCCCACAUAAAAAAU
Oncorhynchus keta (chum salmon) is the source of this 1904-nucleotide messenger RNA. RefSeq names its product rho guanine nucleotide exchange factor 15. NCBI's taxonomy places the organism in Eukaryota, Metazoa, Chordata, Actinopteri, Salmoniformes, Salmonidae. Bases 392 to 1375 code for a protein of 327 amino acids. The transcript is spliced from 6 exons. The record is from RefSeq and is a predicted model, not a curated record. Gene Ontology annotation, biological process: activation of GTPase activity. Gene Ontology annotation, molecular function: guanyl-nucleotide exchange factor activity.